AUGCAAAUGGACGAUCAAAAUUUGUAUGAAAUACUAGAAAUAGACUCUUCUGCUACAUCUGUGGAAAUCAAAAAAGCAUAUAGAAAGUUGGCAUUGAAAUAUCAUCCUGAUAAAGUAGCAGAAGAAGAUAGAGAAGAAUCAGAAAUACAUUUUAAAAAAAUCUCCUUUGCUUACGAAAUAUUGAUAGAUGAAACCAAACGUGAGAAUUAUGAUACUUAUGGAACAACCGAUUCACCGUUUGAACAAUUUUAUGGAGGUUCAGCAAAUGACUUUGGAGCUAAUGAUUUUUAUGACUUUUUCAGGAGCGAUACGAAACCAAAAAAUAAAACAGAAGAUGCACAUAUUAAGGUGGAAGUAACAUUGGAAGAACUUUAUAUUGGAAAAGUAAUUAGAACUGCAUCUACUAGAAACAAAAUUUGUGUUACAUGUAAGGGAAGUGGUUUAAGAUCAUUGAAUGUGGAAAGUAAAAAAUGUGGAAUUUGUAACGGAGAAGGAUUUACUCGAAAAAUUCGAAGAGUUGCACCAGGUUUAGUUGCUCAAGAUUAUGUAGAUUGUACUACUUGUCAUGGUUCAGGUAAAAUCUAUCGAACAAAGGAUAGAUGUAAGACAUGUAAGGGAGCUAGAAUAAUUGAAGAAACUAAAAUUUUAGAGUUUGAAAUACCUAAAGGUUCAGCUAAUGAAGGAUCAAUUGUUAAAAAGGGAGAAAGUGAUGAAUAUCCUGGUAAAACAACUGGUGAUAUAAUACUAGACUAUCAAUGCAAAAAACAUUCAAAAUUUGAGAGAAGAGGAGAUGAUCUAAUAAUGAAUAUCAAAAUCUUUCUAGUCGAUGCAUUGACUGGUUUUGAAAAAACUAUUGAACAUUUAGACGGAAGAGGAAUAAAAGUACAUUCUAAGAAGGUCAUACGGCCUGGCGAUUAUAUAAAGAUAACAGGAGAAGGUAUGCCUAAGUCAAAACAAUCAUGGUUUAAAGAAAAAACAGGUGACUUAUAUAUAAAGGUUGAUAUAGAAUUUCCUCAAGAUAAUUGGUUUGUCGAAAAGGGAGAUAUUGAAAAAUUGAAAAAUCUUAUACCUGGAAAGAUUAAGGAGGAAGAGAAAAUUCAUCAAGCAAAUAUUCAAUUAUAUACUGAUUUUACCAUAGUUAAAGAGUUGCCUGAACUACAUAAACCACCACAACCAGAGAAAGAACCAGAACAACCUCAAUGUAAUCAGCAAUGA
This is a messenger RNA of Lodderomyces pseudojiufengensis, 1215 nucleotides long. RefSeq lists its product as uncharacterized. NCBI's taxonomy places the organism in Eukaryota, Fungi, Ascomycota, Pichiomycetes, Serinales, Debaryomycetaceae. Gene Ontology annotation, cellular component: cytoplasm. Bases 1 to 1215 code for a protein of 404 amino acids. Gene Ontology annotation, biological process: protein refolding. The transcript has a single exon. The record is from RefSeq and is a predicted model, not a curated record. Gene Ontology annotation, molecular function: Hsp70 protein binding.